Messenger RNA from Artibeus jamaicensis (Jamaican fruit-eating bat), 780 nucleotides. RefSeq names its product teratocarcinoma-derived growth factor 1 (gene CRIPTO). The record is from RefSeq and is a predicted model, not a curated record. The transcript is spliced from 7 exons. The coding region runs from base 1 to 600 and encodes 199 amino acids. Lineage: Eukaryota; Metazoa; Chordata; Mammalia; Chiroptera; Phyllostomidae.
AUGCCUACAGAAGGUGACAGCCCUGGUGACAUUUCUCCCCCUGAACUGUUAGGAGCGGUGGGCUGCAUGAAGAUGGAGCGCUUCUCGUCCAGGAUGAUUCUGAUCAUGGUCAUUUCCAAAGCAUUUGAACCGGAAUUAGUUGCUGGGUUGGGCCACCAUGAACGCACACGUCCGUCACAAGGAGACCCGGCCUUGCAGCAACCGGAGGAGCCAGCUCUCCGUCAUCGGCCUUUCCACUUCGUGCCGCCCCUGAGAAUCCAGGACAGUGAGGAGCUCAACAAGACCUGCUGCCUGAAUGGGGGGACCUGUAUGCUGGGGUCCUUUUGUGCCUGCCCCCCCUCCUUCUAUGGACGGAACUGUGAGCAUGACCGGCGCAGAGAGAACUGUGGGUCUGUGCCCCAUGACACCUGGCUGCCCCGGAAGUGUUCCCUGUGUAAAUGCUGGCAUGGCCAGCUGCGCUGCUUCCGUCAGACGUUCCUACCGGGCUGUGAUGGCCAAGUGACGGAUGAACACCUCACGGCUUCCAGCGCUCCAGAACUGGCACCAUCAGCAUGCUCCACUCUCCUGCUGGCUGGCACCUGCCUUGCUAUACGGAGUUAAUAUCCGUUGACAUUUGCGUGUGACAUCUGUCAUGCGGAUCUCAUGACCUGUGAAGCUGUCUCUCCAAGGUCCUGAGAGAUGAUCAUUUGUUGGUUGCCUCGAAGUAGUGAUAGACUUCCAUAUGGUCCCUGACACUCCUCACCGUGCAAACGUGCCUCCGAGAUACUGCAGGUUUGGUUC